UUCAAAAGUACAAAUCCGAUCUAACUCAAAUCGCAGACCUGGAAAAUGUUUACGCAUGCGUAUUUUCCGUGUAAUUUAAAACCAUAUUAAAACAUAAAAAUAGCCUCGUGCGCCAGUUCUUAUUUCAAAUUUGUGUAUUAAUUCUUGAAGAUAGUUGCUAUUUUGAUUUAAAACAUUUAGUGGAACAAAUGGCAUCAGUUGAAUCUAAAGUACCUGUUACCAAGCAUGUUUUUGCUACUUAUGCAGAUGUUUGUGCGAAAAUUGCAGAGCACGAAAUGUUGCACACAGUGCAUUAUGUUGUAACUUGUACAGGUAGCAUGGAAAAGAACUAUGAAGAAUUGUUCAAGAAAGAACACAAGUUGUUUUAUGAGGACAAAGAUUUUUCCUACACAGGAGUACCAUUCAUUGUGUCAACACGAGCAACACUCGACUGUCAGCAUGGAAAAGACAGAAAUAUUAAAAAAAAGGCUCAGUACAGGAUAAAGAAAGAUAUUGAAGCUAGUACGGAUUAUUAUUGCCAAAAAAAUAGAGUCAUUUUGCAGGAUACCAAAAAAUUUGAUUGUCCUGCCAUGGUCUAUAUAAAAGAAAUUAUUGAAUUUCCAGAGUUUAAGGUUUCUAAAAAUACAGUACGGUUAAGAAAGGAAACAUCAAAAAAACUCCGUUUAGCUUUAGUUGACCCUGAAAUUUUACUUAAGUGCAGAAAGUAUAUCCUAGUAUUGCCUGAUAUUUCUGUUCAUAAGAAUCAUGCAGUAGGUGAUGUUAGUGCUAUAUCCUGUCGUUCAAAAGUACAAAUCCGAUCUAACUCAAAUCGCAGACCUGGAAAAUGUUUACGCAUGCGUAUUUUCCGUGUAAUUUAAAACCAUAUUAAAACAUAAAAAUAGCCUCGUGCGCCAGCUCAAAGCUUAAUGUAAGGCUUAUUAUUUCUCUAUAAACUUAUGUAAACAGAUUAAUACAUAUAUUAAGUUAUAAUUAAACAUAUAUAGUUUAUCAUAAUAUUAGAUAUUGUUAUGUACUUAUAAUAUAUAAAACAA
Messenger RNA from Hydra vulgaris (swiftwater hydra), 1031 nucleotides. Its product is annotated as calcium-responsive transcription factor. Lineage: Eukaryota; Metazoa; Cnidaria; Hydrozoa; Anthoathecata; Hydridae. The record is from RefSeq and is a predicted model, not a curated record. Gene Ontology annotation, molecular function: DNA-binding transcription factor activity.